Messenger RNA from Styela clava, 2025 nucleotides. RefSeq names its product Na(+)/citrate cotransporter-like. Gene Ontology annotation, molecular function: fumarate transmembrane transporter activity; succinate transmembrane transporter activity; alpha-ketoglutarate transmembrane transporter activity. Gene Ontology annotation, biological process: succinate transmembrane transport; fumarate transport; alpha-ketoglutarate transport. NCBI's taxonomy places the organism in Eukaryota, Metazoa, Chordata, Ascidiacea, Stolidobranchia, Styelidae. Gene Ontology annotation, cellular component: plasma membrane. The record is from RefSeq and is a predicted model, not a curated record.
UUACUUAGGACUAUUCCUUUUUGAAUUGGUACACAACUGGGCAAUAUGAAAAUAAAAGAAUUUUUCAAAAUAUUAUGGAACUUCAGGUCAACAUUACUGCUGAUUCUCCUUCCCAUUGUUAUGUUACCAAUUCCGAUUGUACUUGAUUCAACGGAAGCAGCAUGUGGAUACUGCAUUAUUAUUAUGGCUGCUUACUGGAUAUCUGAAGUGUUACCUUUGGCCGUAACAUCUUUUCUUCCUCUCAUCAUGUUUCCACUCAUGGGAAUUAUGCCCGCAAGCGCGGUGAGCGUCGUCUACUUAAAAGACACGAACUGGCUGUUUGUUGGAGGCCUAAUGAUUGCUGUGGCUGUUGAACAUACCUGCCUGCACAAACGAAUUGCACUGCGAGUGCUGUUGGCCGUCGGAAGCAAGCCAGAAAGUCUUAUGAUCGGAUUCAUGAUUCCUACGUAUUUUCUGUCUAUGUGGAUUUCAAACACUGCAACCACAGCGAUGAUGAUUCCGAUAGUCAAUGCUGUGUUGGGUGAGUUGGUUCGAGGUCCAAGCGAAUACCAAAAUGACCAGGAGUUGGAGGAUGGGCCCGAACAACCGGACUUGGAAAAGACAACUGGAUUUACUACAACAAAUAUUGAUGUCAAAAGUCAAAAUACAGAAUCAAAUACAGAUGGAGUGAAAUCUUACCAAAACUCAACAUUCAAAAGCGACGAAUCAGAUAUUGAUUCAGUAAAUGACGCUACAAAAGCUGAAGAAACUGAAACUGCCUCAAAGGAGAAUGAUGUUGCAGUGGUACAACCGGAACCCAAACAUGAUAGCGGUAAAUUGGAAAAAGGAUUAACAUUAUGUGUUCCGUACGCUGCAAGUAUCGGUGGAAUAACUACCCUAACUGGAACGGGACCGAACCUUGUGCUUGCUGGACAAUAUCCCAUACUCUUUCCGGACGCUGAACCACCUAUAACAUUCAGUAAUUGGAUGGCAUAUCAUCUACCUCUUUCAUUGUCGCUCCUUCUACUUUCCUAUAUUUGGUUGAUGUGGUUGUUUUUAGACCUCAGUAUUAGGAGUAUUCGGACAUGGUGUGGACGUGGAAAUAAGACGGAGAGAGACAGAAGAGUGAAUGAAUUAUUAGUGAGGGAAUAUGCAAAGUUGGGUGAUAUAAGGUGGGCAGAAGUCACAGUUUUGAUUGUUUUCACCACGACUGCAUUACUAUGGUUCUUCAGAGACCCAGGUUUUAUACCUGGUUGGUCUGUAUUGUUUAAAGAUGGUUACGUUAGCGAUGGAACUGUAGCCAUGACCAUGGCAUGUCUUCUAUUUUUCUUACCCUCCAACCGGCCAACGUUUUUGGGAAAAAGACCCGAAAAAAUUAACGACAUAAAGCCUGUACCUCCUGUGUUGGAUUGGCCUACAGUGCAUCGCAUGUUCCCCUGGAAUGUUGUCUUUUUGCUCGGUGGAGGAUUUGCACUUGCAGAAGGAGCUACUGUUUCUGGAUUUUCAGACUGGCUGGGAGAACAAUUAAUAUUCCUGAAUGGCUUACCGAAUUGGGUUAUAUGUCUGAUAGUGACUGUGAUAACAUGUCUAUUUACUGAAUGUACCAGCAACGUUGCAACUGCUUCACUGUUCGUUCCUAUCAUAGCGGAAUUGGCACAAGGAGCACAAAUUCAUCCCCUCUAUCUUUUAUUACCUACCGUGGUAUCAACGUCACUUGCAUUUAUGCUGCCGGUUGCGACACCACCAAACGCUAUCGCGUUUUCAUACGGUCACUUGAAAGUGGUUGAUCUGGUGAAGGCUGGAUGGAUGCUAAAUUUACUCGGAAUUCUAAUAUUAAUGGUAUUCAUAAACACAUACGGCGUAGCUUUCUAUGGUCUCGAUGAAUUUCCUUACUGGGCUUCAGAAAACUAUACUGGUCCUACAGACCCUCCUACAACAAUGAUGCCUCUUAUAUAAAUGUUACAUAAUCAAGUAUUUUUUGAAGGUUUCAUAUAAUUUUAUAAAAUAACAAAACAAAAAAAUAGUGGUCAUAUGAGCUAUUUAACA